Messenger RNA from Linepithema humile (Argentine ant), 5842 nucleotides. RefSeq names its product lachesin-like. Lineage: Eukaryota; Metazoa; Arthropoda; Insecta; Hymenoptera; Formicidae. The record is from RefSeq and is a predicted model, not a curated record. Gene Ontology annotation, cellular component: neuron projection.
CCAGCCAGCAUUCAGCAGCAGUAGCCGCGACGUGGCUGAAGGGGCUUUCGGGAUGUCGUUGUCGUCGUCUUCGUCGUCAUCGUCGUUGUCGUCGUCGCGAUAAGAUCGUCGCGACGCGUUGUGUCAAUCGUCGCCGAUUGGUCCGCAUUAUCGUCGAGCGUGCGUGGUGCGGGUGCUUCGCGCUUUAUCCCGACGGACGAAAAAUCGCACCGAUUAGACGUAGUGGCGAACAUUCGAAAGUUCCUCGGGCGCAUCAAGAAAUCGUGCUCUCGUAUUCGUAGUUUCGCAAGUGCGCGAUUUCUUUGGAAGAGGAUUCGACGAAAGGUCUUGUUGAGGGCAAAAUAACGCACGAGUGCUUCAGCGGCGAUCCAUUCCGGCACGGUGGAAACAACGGUGAUUUUCUACGCGAUUUUAUAGUACGGCGAGAGGACCGUCGCAAAAGUGCAGUGAGAUAAAUGUUUCAUGGACAUCCGGACAUCGCAUUGGUAGCACCGUUGACUCAACGAUAGUUGCGGCGCGGUCGAAGGUGGUUCGAAGAUCGUCGACGGUAUGUCCCCGGAAAUCCACGGACUCCCGUGAAAAAAUUAUCUUCAGAACUUGAAGCGAACAUCGACGGAAAAUGGCGGACCGACAGAGAAGGAGCCGAUACUUGACCAUCAGUAUACUACAUAUUAUCACAAUAAUGUGCCAAGGUGAGCAAACAUUAUGUUAUCCCGCAUUAUCCGAAGAAUAUAUAAAUAUACGAGCUUGCGCGCGACAGGCACUCUCCGAUCCGCCGAUAUUUGCCGAACCGAUUCCAAAUGUCACAGUAGCACUGGGAAGGGACGUCAGUCUACCGUGUGUCAUCGAAAACCUCGGAAGUUAUAAGGUGGCGUGGAUACAUGUGGGUCGUCAAAUGCUACUCACCGUUCACAAACAUGUGGUCGUGAAAGUGCCCAGGUUUUCUGUGUCACAUGACAAUCAGAAAACUUGGUUGCUUCACAUUAGUAGCGUUCAACAAGACGAUCGGGGUUAUUAUAUGUGCCAAGUAAACACUAACCCCAUGAUAAGUCAAGUGGGCUUUCUUCAAGUCGUUGUGCCACCAAAUAUAUUGGAUUCGCUUUCUACCGAGAGCACUGUGGCAGUUCGAGAAAAUCAGAAUAUUACUCUUACAUGCAAGGCGGACGGAUAUCCACAGCCGAAAUUAAUGUGGAAGCGAGAAGACGGCCAAGUGAUAAGCAUCAAUAAACAUCACAAAGUGACCAUGUUUGAUGGCGAGCAAUUAAGCUUGACGAGGAUCACGCGCAACGAAAUGGGCGCUUAUCUCUGCAUCGCGACCAAUGGCGUACCGCCCACGGUCAGCAAGAGGAUCACCCUGGAUGUCGAAUUUUCUCCGAUGAUCUUCGUGCCGAAUCAGCUGGUCGGUGCGCCAACGGGCACCAACGUAACGAUCGAUUGUCACACGGAAGCUUAUCCCCGUGCCAUGAGCUACUGGUUUUGGGGGGAAGAAAUGAUUCUCUCCCAUGAGAAGUACACCACGAACAUUAUGGAGAACAGCUACCGCGCGCACAUGAGGCUCACCAUCAGAAAUCUGACAUCUAGUGACUUUGGUAGCUACCGGUGCAUUAGCAAAAACUCGCUGGGCGAGACCGAGGGAUCCAUCAGAUUAUACCCUAUUCCGAAGCCGUCGGCGGCACCGAAGGCGACGGAGAUCAAGAGCAGCGCCAACAAAGAAGGACGACCGAGCACGCCACCACCAGCAAAAAGGCUGACCACCGUGUGGCCCUCCUCGUACAACCCCUAUUCGAAAAGGACAGAGAAACCACCUCCAUACUCGCCGCCGAGUGAGGAGAGGGUCGACAGGCCCGAGCAGAAACUACGCGGUAGCCAAAGUACAGGAAGCGCGUACAUCAUCAGAUGGAGUGCGCCGCAGUUGAUGGUCGUGGCGGUGCAGUACAUUCUCACGGGGCCCUAUAUGCCCCCCUACGUGCCCCAGACGGCGAAUUAAGACGUCGGGAGAAAAGAAGUACCGUCGCGCCCGUUUGUCCGAGGUGAGGUCGUCGACGACACGACGAGGAGCCGGCAGUUCUGGGUUCCUAAAAUAUAUCGUCGUGUACCUUUCGCGCGAAACGCGCUUUUUGCGGAGCGGACGGAGUACGCGGAAUACUAGAGUACUAGUGGACAGGAAAUACGCUUGCGAACGGGUAAAUAGUUUACGACCAAACAGACACCGAUCUAUUCCGAUCCGGAAUGGAUUUUGUUUUAUGUAUUGCCGAUCGAAUAUUCUAACUGCGAGGUUUUCACGGCGACGCGACGUAUUACGUAAUAAUUUUAUUCUUACUUAAUGCAUGAUAUGAAAAUUCCUAAUCGUGCUCGAUAGAGUCCGUUUCGUUAUAAGCAUGUCAUCUAACUCUCUAACAAAAUUGUAUGAAACUUUUUGUGCGCAGGAUCAAUAAAUUAAUUUGCUGUAUUUAAUUAACGUUUACAUAUUUAAUAUUUAAACAGCUAAGUGUCGUCGAUACUAAUUGGCGACGAAUUGUGAUACUGAAUCUUAAGUAUUAAUAUCACAGAGUAAAUACAUUUAAAAAUAUGUGUGAAUAAUUUUAAACCAAGACACAUGAUAUAUUCGCAGCGAAAACUUAAACGGUUUCGUAUUCGAAUAAAUUUACUGAGUUACACAGUAUGGUUUUUUUAAGAGCUAGUGUCUGUGAUAUUUUUUUUUUAAUAGUUAACAGACAUAGAAAAAUAUAUAAUAAUUUGAUGAAAUUUGAUUCGAUUUAGUUGCUUUAACAUUUCCGAUAGAUUCAUGUCGCGAUAUUUAGAUGCACGUAUCAAAUAAAAAACCUACUGAAUAAAUAUUCUAUUGCGGUAAGUCUAGAAUCAUGGUUCGUUGUUCCGUAAUAUGCAGAAAAGUUCAUAAACUAACUUGGCAGUCAAACGAAAGAAUUGUGCGUUUUCUCGACGUGUGAUUUACGUAUUAUAUAGGUUGACGCACCUUGAGACCAACAUGUUAUACGCAAUGAAGAAGCGUCCAAGAGUUUCCUCUAGAGAAUAGGGGGAAUUUGAUUAAUGCCUCGGCACGUGAAAAAUAGCAGGGGCGCGGCCGCAACUCCUCGAAAUAGCAAGAGAGGCAAUGACGUAAGAGUCAUUGAAAAUAUUUUCUCGCAACCUGUAAAAAAAAAAAAAUGGUUGCAUGCCUUCGAAAAUAUCCAUUAAAAACUCUUCAUAAUGAAGUUAUAAAGUGUAACACAAAAAUAUCCGUAGGAAAACAUAUAAGUAUAUAUAAUGUGUAGAUAAUUUUGCUGAAAAUACGGACCUUGUAUAAAAACAGGCUUUAAUGCAAUAAUACGAGCGACAAGGAACAGAAUAGCAAUAAAAGUCAUUGCUUUUUAUACACAUUUUGUUGUGCGCAGGUUGUCAGUUUUAUGGACCAAAAAUAAAAUUUAUUACAGAUCAGGGCACAUUAUUGUCCGGUAAAAUUUAUAUGAACUUCGAAUGUUCGAUCUAUCACGGCGAGAGAUUAUUGCCUCGUGAAAAUUUACGAAUAUUGUAUGUUCAUUAAAUGUUCUCUCCGUUUAAUUAAGAGUGUAUACAUAUAUUCCGCAGCGAGAACGCUCUUGGCAAUUUUUAAUUAUCACAUACGUCGGGACAUUAUUAUUCGCUAAUUAAACGUCUAUAUAAAAUUCGCUCGCUCCGCGUACCUCAAUACUGCACUGAUUUCCACUACUGCCAUCAAAUAGCGCAUAAGACUGAUUCGAUUAAAAUUAUAAUAUAAGAUAGGGCCACUCUCGAGUUUACAGACUCAAAGAAGCUGGUAUUACAACUCGCGAUUUAUACUCCUUUUGAUUACCUGAAAAUUAUGAUACUCAUCUGGGUACUGUAAUUGCGUGCACCCGUUAACGAAAUAGUCUCGCUCGGUUAUUACUGUAAGAGAAUCGCUUUGCACUGUUAUAAGCGCGCUACAAGCGCACGAUUCCUAUCGAAGAAACAAUAGGUCGUGACUGAAUUAAUAUACGAGCGUGAAAUUAAAUUACUUUAUGUACAAAGAAACGAGUAUAUCGAGCAGCAACAUUUCUCUGUAGCUGAAAGUCUCUGCGCGCCGCGGUUAAUUGCUUCUUCUCAUUCAUUACUCUUUAUAUGCGCCAUUAUACAUAUCAGAACUUCGGCGUUUUGUACUCUAUGUUAAUUACAUUUUAGUUAUCGAACUUUAUUAAGGGAUUUUUUUUAGAACAGAAUCAUUCCAAGUUGUAAUAAUGUUCAACCGAAUUGUAAUGAAUAAUAUUUGUUAAAUUCUGAUUACAUAUCUCUAUUACGAACUUUUUCAUUUAACAAGUAUGCUUGCAGCAAUUAAAAAUUACAAUGUUUUUUUCUGAACAAAUAGAAGCCACCGCUUUUGCAAAACACAAUUGCCUUAAAAGAAAAAGAUAUAUCUGCCUUAAUACACAACAAAUAACAUGUUAAUCUUUUUACACCGAAUACCGCUUCGAAUUUGCAUGAAAGCCAUUCGUCAUCCGAUUAAGAACUAUUUGUGCUUUACACGAAACAAGCCAUAAAUUAGUAUAGAAAGUUUCGAUCGCACAAAGAAGACUUCGACAAAGUAUUCGAUCGGAAAAUCUCGCAAACAGCGAAACUUGUGUUGAUUCAAGAUUGAAAAGUUCAGCUGUAUGUGUCCGACGAGGUUUCAAGGAAAAACGGAAUGCAAAACUAUAUGCUUUUAACGGCAAAAUAUAGAAAUCACGUUUCUAUUAUUUAAUCUUUAGAGUAAGUACACUUUUAAUUAUCAACAAGCAUGAACGGCGACAUGUUUCGUGACGAACAAACUAUUGAUCUUGUUAAAAAAAGAAAAAUAGACCGACCAUCGGCGUAUUCCGAUCUUUCCCUCUCGGAAAUAGCACAAACAGCAGCCGUCGCUUCUGUAACGCGACACGACGAGAUUCGUUUCAGAGAGAUCACCAGAUUUGGAUAUCGAAAGGGUACACCUUGACCGCCGCUUUAUCUUGAUCCCUUUUCCGGAAAUGCGCGCGCGGACGAACGGGCGCGAAGCUUACACGCGCGCCCCACGAAGCGACGACCGCGCAACACGCCGAAAUAUACAAUCUCGUGCCGAUAUAAUUGUACAGCGCGACGGAGGUAUCAUUCCGUAAUCUAUGUAGUCCCGGUCGGAUGGGGGAUUAUGUUAAGCGAUGCGUGAGCGCGGCCACAGUCCAUGGCAAUCCAGGCGUAACAGAGAUACUGCUCGGUGACGUCGUUAUACUCGCACACAUGCGAAGUGCUUGUAUACGCAUUCCGCGAUUAUGUGUCGUACAUAAACGUACGUAUAUACAUUACACGACCGAUGUAUAUUUGUAUAUCAUAGACGAUAUGCCCGUGCAAUGCAUUACCGCGACUACAAAAGGACGCGUCCAGGGAUGAAUCUAUCUAGAUACUAAUGAAACGAGCUCCGCGUGCUCACGAUUAUCAAACUGAUUGUCUUAUAUGAUGAAUUCCGGCUAUAGUAUUCGUCAAGUUGUCAAAAUUGUCGAAAGAAAUCUUCAUCAUAAUUUUCCAAAAUUUAUCAGAUAUAUGUUGCAAGUAAGCGUCAAGCUCAGGGUCGGAUGUACGAUUUUGUGGCCCCUAAGCUAUGAUCUUAAGAAGGCCCCCUCUUAUUAACAAAAAAUACAUUUUUUUUAAUCUUUUCUAUACUAAAGAGGCCCCCUUAUAAUGUGAGGCCCCUAAGCUGUAGCUUAUCUAGCUUAUGUGUAGAUCCGGCACUGGUCAAGCUAAAGCUCCGUUAAAAUGAAAUCGGUGUCAAAUUCAAUAAAAAGGAUAAUUUUUCAUUAUUCAUUCACAUAUCAAAUUCUGGGACAGCAAAUUUUAUAUAAUU